Messenger RNA from Gregarina niphandrodes, 450 nucleotides. Its product is annotated as putative nuclear cap-binding protein. Gene Ontology annotation, cellular component: nuclear cap binding complex. Gene Ontology annotation, molecular function: RNA cap binding. The transcript is spliced from 2 exons. Bases 1 to 450 code for a protein of 149 amino acids. Gene Ontology annotation, biological process: mRNA cis splicing, via spliceosome. The record is from RefSeq and is a predicted model, not a curated record. NCBI's taxonomy places the organism in Eukaryota, Apicomplexa, Conoidasida, Eugregarinorida, Gregarinidae.
AUGUCAAAGCUCUACCAGGACAUCAGUCGAAAGCCGUCAUACUGGGACCGGAAGAGCGGUGAGUUGUACUCACGCACCGUCAAGCCAUCAAGUCCGCAGGCAUGGUUUGAGGCGUUGGCGGUGUCGACAGUGCUGUAUAUCGGUAACCUGCCUUUUGACAUAACGGAGGAACAGUUGUUCGAGCACUUUUCAAGAGCAGGGAACAUCAUUCGGUUAGUAAUUGGGCUGAAUCAAAAGGAAAGGUCGGGUUGUGGGUUCGCGUUCGUCCAGUACGCGAACCACCAACAGGCGAGCUUUGCCCACACGCUCCUGAACGGAUCCACCCUCGGGGACCGCAUCAUUCGAUGCGACUGGGAUUCAGGGAAAGGCAUUAUGGGAGACCGGAAGUUCGGGCGGGGUGAGUCCGGCAUGCAGGUCCGAGACGACCUCAUGAACAAAGCGUACGACUAG